AUGAGAAAUCAAUAUAGUACUGUAUUAAAAAUUUUUACUAAAAAUGGAUAUUCCUAUAAACAGUAUUCAGAUAUUGCUAAAAAUUAUAAAUACUCUACAAAUCCAUCUUGUUCUCAAAAAUUUGAUACCAAAAAUCUAGUUAUUUUACUAUGGGUCUCAAAGUUAGGCCUUGUUCUUAGAAGAGAAUUUCGUAAAGUCGGCGUUAAAACAGUCUUCCGUUUUGGUAAUUCCUUAAUCAAUAUACUUUGCCGUAACAAGUCUAAACUGCCUCCGAAUAGUCAUCCAGGAGUGUACCAAUUUAAUUGCACAUGUGGUGCAUGUUAUAUUGGUGAAACAAGAAAAAAGAUUUCCACACGAAUUCAAGAACAUAAAAAUAAUGUUACAAAAGCCAACUGGGAAACAUCAGUAAUAGUAGAACACUCACAACAUUGUUAUGGCAAAAUAAACUGGGAGAACCCUAAAACGCUUUCUAUUAUUUCAAACAACUACACCAGAAAAAUUCGUGAGGCUAUUGAAAUACAACUAUUCAAUGAGAUUGAUAUGGCCAUUGAACAAGACUGGCCAUAUCCUGAAUAA
Hydra vulgaris (swiftwater hydra) is the source of this 576-nucleotide messenger RNA. NCBI's taxonomy places the organism in Eukaryota, Metazoa, Cnidaria, Hydrozoa, Anthoathecata, Hydridae. The record is from RefSeq and is a predicted model, not a curated record.